CCGUGCAAGAGGGAAGAAGAACAACAUGUCUUCCAUGUCUCUUACUAGGAACUGAGUUCCUCUGCCUGAGUUAAAAACCUGGGCUUCUCAGCAAGUUGCCUUGGAACUGCCAUGUCAGGCUGAAGUCUGCAGAGACCUGCAACAGAAAUCUUAAAUUCCGCCAUGACCGCCCUGACCCCAGUGCCCAUGACGCGUUCAAGGCUGACGGCCUUAGCCAGACAGAAGCUGCUUUGCUCCCCUAGGUCGGUGCCCAGGUCUCAGUUGAUCAAAGAAAAAGAUGACAUAGAUCAUUACGUGGAGGUGAAUUUCAAAGGAUUGUCAAAAGAAGAGGUUGCUGCGUACCGGAACUCAUACAAGAAGAACAUCUGUGUGGACAUGCUCCGAGAUGGUUAUCACAAGUCCUUCACGGAGCUCUUCGCACUGAUGGCGAAGUGGGAUGACCUGAGGGAGGCGGCCAAAGUUAGGUCCGUCUUCUGGCUGCAGAGACCCCUGGAGGAGCAGCCAGAUAAACUGGACCACCUAUACCACCACCUGACCAGGGCCGAGACUGCAGAGAGGAAUGAAUACUUCCACGAUGUCUACACGAACUUGUAUGCUCUGGCCUGUUACUUCAAUAACUCCGAAGACAAGUGGGUAAGGAACCACUUCUAUGAACGGUGCUUUAAGGUGGCGAAACUCAUCAAAAUUGACGGUGGCCGCAGAGAAGCUGAGGCGCAUGCGCACAUGGGGCUGCUUCACGAGGAGGAAGGUCAGCUUCUGGAAGCCGCUGAGCAUUAUGAAGCCUUUCAUCAAUUGACGCAAGGGCGGAUAUGGAAAGAUGAGACAGGUCUCUUUCUCAACUUGUUGGCCUGUGAGAGUCUCCUGAGGACGUACAGAUUACUCUCAGACAAAAUGCUGAAAAAUAAAGAAUACAAACAGGCCAUCAAAAUUCUAAUAAAAGCUUCGGAAAUAGCCAAAGAAGGAAAUGACAAAAAGAUGGAAGGACAAGCUACCUAUUACUUGGGCUUAGCAUACUUGGCCUCUGGAGAGUAUGAGACAGCGUUAACAGUCCUGAACACGUACAGUGAAAUCUCUGCAGACCUGGAGGAUGACCUCAGCCUGGGGAGAGCGUACGAAGCCAUGGCCAGGGCCCUGCAGAGCAAAGGAGAGAUGACAGAAGCAAUUGAGUACUUGAAAAAAGUCGUGAAGAUUGCUAGAAACAAUUUUCAGUGCCUACAUGUGGUGAGAGCAAGCACCAUGCUUGGGGACAUCUACAACAAGAAGGGAUACUACAACAAAGCUUCUCAGUACUUUCAGCAAGCCUUUGACACUUCCGUAGAGCUGACAAACAUGUCUCUGAUGGAAGAAACCAAAGUUCACUAUGGAAUAGCAAAAGCUCACCAGAUGAUGCUGACAGUCUGCAACUGUAUCGAGUCUGCGGAUCUCACCAGCCUUGACUGCCUGCUGUCGUGGAAGGAGAGUAGAAGUGACAUCGGUACCGAUCCAGUGAUGGGAGAUUUUAGAAGAUCCACACUUGGACACUUACCUCCAGACCCAGAACAUGUGGAAGAAGAGCUCAGAGGGUUUCCAGAUGAUAGAAAAAAUAAGACUUAAGUCAGCUUUUGACUCAGCAACAAAACAAGAAGAAAUUUAUCAUGUCACCUUAGUCACCGAUACAUGUAACAGGAAUAUAUCACAUGUAAUAUGAAGUUCUAAU
Molecule: messenger RNA, 1696 nt
Organism: Condylura cristata (star-nosed mole)
Lineage: Eukaryota; Metazoa; Chordata; Mammalia; Eulipotyphla; Talpidae
Gene: TTC29
Product: tetratricopeptide repeat domain 29
Exons: 13
Coding region: 163-1593 (476 amino acids)
Molecular function (GO): protein binding
Source: RefSeq, a predicted model, not a curated record